AUGUCAACUCAAUCGAGGCCUAUACUUUCUGUCUUAACAGAAGAUUUACUCAUUCAUGUCAAUGAGAAACUCGUCCAAGACUCAGAUCGCAAGACAUGGAGGCUAAUUUGCAAAGAAUUCCAUCGAGUUGACUCAAUCACACGCAAAACUCUACGUGUCCUUCAUGUUGAGUUCUUACUAACUCUCCUCAAGAACUACACCAAUCUCCACACUCUAGACUUCUCGGUCUGUCCACGUAUCGAGGAUGGGACCAUAUCAUUGUUACUACAUCAUGUGGAUCACUCGAUGUGGGCAAGGAACUUGAAGUGUUUGAACUUGAGUAGGGCUAAUGGGCUGAAGUUUGCGGGAUUGGAUAUGUUGGUUCGUGCUUGUAAGGGUUUGGAGAGUGUUGAUGUGUCGUACUGUUGUGGGUUUGGUGAUAUGGAGGCAGCAGCGAUAUCGGGUUGUGGAGGGUUGAAGGAGUUGAGGAUGGAUAAGUGUUUAGGAGUUAGUGAUGUUGGGUUGGCUAAGAUUGUUGUUGGAUGUGGAAGAUUAGAGAGGUUGAGUUUGAAGUGGUGUAUGGAGAUAAGUGAUCUUGGUGUUGAGCUUUUGUGUAAGAAGUGCUUGGAGUUGAAGUUUCUUGAUGUGUCUUAUCUCAAGGUGACAAGUGAAUCGCUGCGUUACAUUGCUUCUUUGCCAAAGCUGGAGGAUUUGGCUAUGGUGGGAUGCCCCUUGUUGAAUGAUGUUGGAUUGCAGUUUCUUGAAAAUGGAUGCCCUUUACUACAGAAAAUUGAUGUUUCAAGGUGUGAUUGUGUCACUUCAUCUGGGUUAAGUUCCUUAAUUAGAGGACAUAGUGGUCUUCUGCAGAUUGAUGCAGGUCACUGUUUUUUGGAAGUUUCCCCAAGCUUUGUCGUGUUCAUGCAGGAAUUGAAGAAUCUGAACGCCAUUAUAAUUGAUGGGGCUCGAGUUUCUGACACUAUUUUCCAGACAAUCAGCAGUAAUUGCAAGUCUUUAAUGGAAAUUGGGUUGAGCAAAUGCACAGGGGUCACCAAUAUGGGAAUUAUGAAGCUGGUCUCUGGCUGUGUCAAUUUGAAGAUCAUCAAUUUAACAUGCUGCCGUUCCAUAACCGAUGCUGCAAUUUCUGCUAUAGCAGACUCUUGUAGGAACCUUCUGUGCCUGAAAUUAGAGUCAUGUAAUAUGAUCACUGAGAAGAGUCUUGAACAGCUUGGAUCACAUUGCGUGCUACUUGAAGAGCUUGAUCUUACAGACUGUGGUGGCAUAAAUGACAAAGGGCUUGAACUCCUUUCUAGAUGUUCCAGACUUCUGCGUUUGAAAUUUGGACUCUGCACAAACAUAUCCGACAAAGGACUCUUCUUUAUUGCUUCUAAUUGUUCAGAGCUCCAUGAACUUGAUCUAUACCGGUAA
Molecule: messenger RNA, 1404 nt
Organism: Dovyalis caffra
Lineage: Eukaryota; Viridiplantae; Streptophyta; Magnoliopsida; Malpighiales; Salicaceae
Source: the annotation of a GenBank genome assembly